Messenger RNA from Geodia barretti, 1462 nucleotides. The record is from the annotation of a GenBank genome assembly. Lineage: Eukaryota; Metazoa; Porifera; Demospongiae; Tetractinellida; Geodiidae.
CCAUCAUUUUUGAGGUGAGUGUAUAUACAGUAGGAAGUUAUGUGUGUUUCCUCAUUACUUCUUCCUCUGCUGUGUGUGCACACAUUUCUGCUGUAGUGUUUCAUUAGCACAGUCAAGUUUGGACUUAAACAUUUACAUUACAUUAGCUGGUUGGAUGAGAGAAACUUAUGGAGUAAUUUUUAGGGACAAUUCCCUAUUCCCAUUAGCACAAUAAUCAUUCGUGUGAGUGAUACCAGAGUCUCAACAGUACACUCAGUGAAGGUUUUCAGACUGUGAGUAUGUUUCAUAUGCUCAUAAACUCUUUUAUACUCUCACUAGUUCAUUGGAACAUAUGCUGAGAUUGAGCUCGUCACCACCAGCUCAGCUCUCCCACCACCACCAGUGACAGGGAGACUGUCCAGUACUCUAGACCCAGUGAAAAGCAGCCAUGUCGUCAGACACCACAGGAACCAGUUCAAGGCGAGGUCGUCUCUAACAAUGAGAGAUCACAUGGUCAAGAGGACCAGGAGAAAAACAAUGCAGAGCCCACUGAUCUUCAUCCCCUUGACAAGGAUAUCAGUGUUCACUUAAUCCUGCUCCAACUGAGGACUGUACAGUCGUGUUGGCGUGCUCUGGGUGAGGCUGCUGGACUGGAGAGGGAGACUAUGGAUAUGAUUGACGGGGAGUUGGGUGAUGACAGUGCCAAGUUGGCAGAGGUGAUGUUUCAGUGGUAUGAGAGAAAGGAGUGUGUGAGGUGGUCAGAUGUGUCCUCCCUCUGUGAGCAGAUUGGUUUCAACCAGCUAUCCGAGGCCAUUAGCACUGCUUACAUCACCGGGGCUCUCCCAGUCAAAGAUGAUCCAGAGGUGGAGCUCCCAAUCUCAGACAAGACUCCUGCCCCUGUUCUGCCCCCACGCAGAGCCACAUCGGGUGAUAACGAAGGGACUCCAGCAAUCCCCCCACACAGGCCCUUGAUCUGUGAUAAUGAAGGAGCCCCAGCAGUCCCUCCACACAGCCACAGACUUGGAGUUGCCUAUAACGCUGCAGCUAUUUCUCUAGAGAGGACCGAGAGUGAUUGUGAUGAAGGGACUCCCCCACCUCCUCCACUUCCUCCUCCCUUAGCCCCUGAGGAUAUUGAUUUUUGAUUACUACUGAAAUAGAUUUACUUUAAUCAUUAGUUUAAGUCAUACAAGGAUCAAUAAGACUGCAGCAUUAAUUGUUCAUUAAUUUUUUGUUUUGUCUUUGUGCAAUACGUGUUUAUGAGAUUUUCUAAGCUGCAAAAAAGCUUCUGCAAUAAGAACCAGCAUGUCUACCACAUCUAUGGUUUGAACGAAUAAAAAUCAUUAUUAAACUGGUAUAUAUCUGUUUCUCAACUCAAGGACACACUCUUCCACCAGUGACACCAUUCCUUGCCCCUCCCCCCAUUCAAUUAACUGCUGACAACUCAUAACACUCCGUAUUCAAGUGAGGGUAAAAAGAAAAUGAA